Molecule: messenger RNA, 1102 nt
Organism: Ornithodoros turicata
Lineage: Eukaryota; Metazoa; Arthropoda; Arachnida; Ixodida; Argasidae
Gene: Achl
Product: la-related protein 6-like
Exons: 3
Coding region: 136-1044 (302 amino acids)
Biological process (GO): RNA processing
Cellular component (GO): nucleus
Molecular function (GO): mRNA binding
Source: RefSeq, a predicted model, not a curated record
AAGUUGUAGAGCGAGGCAAUGGCGGGGACCAUGUGCACCUGCCUGCGUGCGUGCGCGCGUGGUUCCGAACGUCAGCCGCUGAGCGAAGAAGGUGUGCGUCGGCCUUAGCCUGAGAAGGCGUCGUGGCCCUACAGCAUGAGCAGCAGCAGCGGCGGCGGGGGCACCCAAGUCGAGGACGGCAACGGAGGGCGACUUCCGGCAGAGGACGACUCUGGUCUCGAGUCGCUGAACGGGUCGGCCUCCGAAGAGGAGGAGUUGGCACAGAGGAUCGUUUCCCAGGUGGAGUUCUACUUCUCGGACGAAAACAUCCUUAGGGACUCGUUCCUGCUAAAACAUGUCCGACGCAACCGCGAGGGCUACGUUUCCCUGAAACUGAUGGCCUCCUUCCGAAAGGUGAAGAGCUUGACGAAAAGCUGGGAAGCCGUCCGAGACGCCCUGCGUAGCUCCACACGCCUUGAAGUCAACCCCGAGGGCACCAAGGUGCGACGUCGAGAGCCCCUGCCCCCGCACGACGAAACUGGACCCUCCCGGUCCGUAGUGGCUUUCGGCCUGCCCUGGGAGCGUCCCUCGGUUGAGGCCGUGGCCGAACUCUUCGCGCGCUGCGGUCCUAUCUCCCUCAUCCGGUUACUGCGACCGGGGGCCGGGGCCGCGCCUCCAGAUGUAAAGCGCUUUCUGCAACGUCAUCCGGAGGUGUCGGCUCCUGGUGCUGCCGUCGUAGAGUUCGAGCGCCACGAGGGGGCUUUGGCCGCACUCGAUCAUGGAAGACGCGGCACUCUUGGGUGCGCCGUGGCAAGCCUACAAGUCCUGUCUCAACCAGAAAGCAACCGGAAUGAGGCAGUUGCUGUGCCUCCAUUGCCUCGGAGGAGGUUUUCAGUGUCCACAUCUCUUGUGGAACAAGGUUCUCCGCCUUCCAGAGGAGGUAUUUUGGAGCCUUCGCUGUCUUCCUCCUCCUCAUGCUGUGGUUUGAGGCGCCGUGCUGCAGGAGUGCUACGGCAGCCCAGGGGUCCAGACGGUACCAGGGGCUUCCAUGCUACACAUGCUUGAGUCUUCCAUUUCUCCCCUCUUUGUGCUUGACAUUAAAACUCUAUCAUGUAGGUGCUUA